Messenger RNA from Oreochromis niloticus (Nile tilapia), 4222 nucleotides. It is a transcript of the gene mboat7, whose product is annotated as membrane bound O-acyltransferase domain containing 7. The transcript has 9 exons. The record is from RefSeq and is a predicted model, not a curated record. The coding region runs from base 232 to 1659 and encodes 475 amino acids. Gene Ontology annotation, biological process: phosphatidylinositol biosynthetic process; lipid modification. Lineage: Eukaryota; Metazoa; Chordata; Actinopteri; Cichliformes; Cichlidae. Gene Ontology annotation, cellular component: membrane; mitochondria-associated endoplasmic reticulum membrane contact site. Gene Ontology annotation, molecular function: lysophospholipid acyltransferase activity.
CAGUCGAGGCUUUUUGUUCCCCGUCUUCUUCCAUUUUCUCUUUCCUGUCUCCAAUAAACUAAUAAAAUAAUAUAAUUUAAAAUAUAAUUUAAAAAAAUGGUACAAUCCACCUCUGACGCAUCGCUCGUCAACCAGGAAGUGAAAACUGAUCCGGUGUUAAAGUGUGAAUGGCUAGUUAGGUGUGUUACCAGUCUUCAAACGGACAGGUAUCCCGCUGUAUAAAUCAGAGCGAUGUCUCCUGAUGAGCUGGUGUACCUGGGAGUCCUUGCUGCUUCCAUCCCUGUUGGGUUCCUCUUCCGGUACCUCAGUCCACCUGUGAAGCAGGGUGCAGCUCUUCUUCUGGGCCUGUCCAUCACUAUCGCCACCUGCCACAUCCACACACUCCACUCCCUGGUGACCGUGAUCGGAACAUGGAUUAUUAUCAAAAGCAGCUGGAGGCACGCCCCAGCGCUGAGCCUCGGCUGGACCUUUCUCUACCUCCUCUUCUUCCGCCUGGUCACUAAGUUUGGUCUGCCAUCACCAACACCUUUCGCCAACGCCGUCCAGCUACUUCUCACGCUCAAGAUGGUGAGUCUGGCCAAUGAGGUGCAAAGCUUCCACGUGGAGAAGAAGAAGGACGUGAGCUCCUUUGCAAAGUCCCCCGUCGUUGGCGGUCUGUCGCAGGAGCCUUCCAUCUACGACAUUUUGUCAUAUAGUUACUGUUAUGUCGGUAUAAUGACAGGCCCUUUCUUCCGCUUCCAAACAUACAUUGACUGGGUGAGGCAGCCGAGCCCGCUGGCGCUCCCCGGUUUGACGCCAUGCCUGCAGCGCUUGAAGCUGGUUCCUGUCUAUGGCGCUCUGUUCCUGGCUGUCAACUCUGUCUUUCCGCUGGCCUACGUUCGUACCGAGGACUUCUUGGAUCAAAACGUUUUCUAUAGGAUGUUCUACAUGGUAGCAAUAUUCUUCGUAUUUAGAAUGCGUUUCUAUUCAGCGUGGUGCGGCGCUGAGGCUGGCUGUAUCAGUGCCGGCCUGGGCUGCUAUCCAGAAAAAGCUCUUUCCAAACCUGGAGGAGGACCUACUGUCGACUACAGUCCUGAUCCCACCACGGAGGAGAAAUAUGACUUCAAAACCAUCCAGAACAUCGACUGUUACAACACUGACUUCUGUGUGAAGGUCCGACAUGGCAUGCGUUACUGGAACAUGACAGUGCAGUGGUGGCUGCAUCACUACAUCUACCCCAACGCCCCCUUCAAAGCCUACACACUCAGGGCUGGCUGGACCAUGUUCAUCAGUGCUUACUGGCACGGACUGCACCCUGGCUACUACCUCUCUUUCCUCACCAUCCCCCUGUGCAUCGCAGCAGAGUCUGCCAUGGAGGCUUCGGUCCGAGCUAAACUGGGUCCACGUGGGCAGAACAUCUUCGACUGGGUUCACUGGUUCUUGAAAAUGAGGGCCUACGACUACAUGUGCAUGGGCUUCGUGCUGCUGAACGCCCCUGACACCAUCAACUACUGGAUGUCCAUCUACUUCAUCGUGCAUGUCAUUGCUGUUUGCUGUAUACUAGUGGGCAGGGUCCUAAAGGGAGGGAGGAAGGAAGGGAGGAGAGGGGAAAAAGAAGAGAAAAGAGAAGGCGAAAAGAUAGAUAAUGAUAAAAAGAAAAGUGGAGAAAAAACAGACUGAAAGGAGGUGCAAGGAAAUAAAAACUGGUUAGAUCAUUUUUGGGAGAGGAGGAGGAGGAGGAGGUUGCUGCAAGAGCAGAAUUUCAAACGCUGAUUUCAUCAACGCUUAUCUUCCUAACAAGAAAGCUCACACUGGUCCAAGAGAAAAGUUCAAAUCUAGUUUAGUUAAAAAACACAGAUAAAAGUGCAUUUCAUAUAAACAUAUUCAUACAAAUGCUGUGAACAGUGGAAGAGGAAUCUUUGAGCUCCGUGAAUGCUUUUACAGUGUAAGUGGCAGCUGGUCUGUAAACGGUUACAGUGCAGCAGAUAUCUUAACAUUACAGAAGAAUCUUUCAUACGUGGAUACAAGCACCAAAACUUUCUGUUUCUCUUUUGAUAAAGCCUGUUAGCAGUUUCAACAUUAUUUUUUAACAUGAAAUCAAACUGAGUAACCCUUUUUGCUGGUGUAGAAGUCGACUUUGAAAGUGCAGGAUCCCAGUAGUAGUAUCAUAUAAGGAAAGCUACUUUUGGCUACUCCCUUAUUCGUGAGAGGUCACCACAGCAGGUGUCUGAUUGGCAGAUUUUUAUGCCGGGUUGCCUUUCUGAUGGAGCCAAACCACAAUUUGUACCAUAAAUCCUUUUGUUUUUUUUGUUCUUCAAAAAUAUUGUGCCAACAGGUGUAUAGGAUUUUAGUAGUAGUAGAGGUAGAUUCUGGAUGGACUCCUUGCACUCCUCACUUACACGACCGCCAUCUAUGAGUCCACGACCCUGGCUGGGCCAGGUGUUAAGUGGGUCGUCUAGUAUUAGAAAUGUCAGGAGGCUCAACCUCCAGUCCACACGUUGGACAAGAUACUGAGCACAGAUGCAUCCAUCUACGAUUCCAUCUACAAUGAAAUGCUUGCAAGGUUACCUUUACCUAUUGCAGUUAUCACCAGACUAUUAGAGCAAUGUGUAGCUCGGACACAUACAUGAUUCACUAAAUCUGUUUCUAUAUGUAGCAAAACUAACAUAGAUAAAGGUUCAUACUUACCAGCUGUGUCUGUAAGACAUGGAAGUGGGUUCAGUCCCUUCAGUGUCCAUAUGUUGCUGUUAUAAGUGUGUUAUUGCAAUUGUCUUUCAAGUAAAACAUUGAAAUUCUGUGGUUUAAAAAGAAAAAAAGGACCGCUGUUUCCUCACCUGGAAGUGAUGGAUAAUACAAGUGGCGCAUGGGAUUUUUUAAAGUUAAGCGCACCAAAAGAAGCAAAGACCCAGAUUUCAGUGCUUGUAUCCACAUCUGAACGAUUCUUACCAUUACCUGCUGCGCUAGUAAUCCAAUCCUGUCACCUGUAUGUGGUCUUGAUAGUAUUUCAUGGCACCAAGUCCAGGUAUAAGCAGUUUUGCAUUGUAUUCCUAAUCAAACGAGGUGUAUGGCACGUUGAGAUCCUGGCUACAGCCUGUAUUAGAAUGAUGAAUGACUAGUUUUAUGAUAGAGAGAACCUAAUGAGUGUGUCAUUAGUUCAACUAUUGUGGCCUGUCUGAUAAGAAUUGACCUUUGUAUUCCUGCCUAAUUAAAUUAGGACCUCAUUAACUGUUUUUGGUAACAUGUUAUAUGUUAUAUACACACACGCACACACUAUAAGUUCUAUUAUUUUGUAAGCCGAACAUGUGUCCUAAAUUUUAAUCCUGUAAAUUCCUUUUUUUUUCUUUUUUCUUUUUUUUGCAUUAGUCCCCCUCACUGUUUUGCUCAUAGCUGUAAGCAGUUUAGAUCAUAUCAGGAGCAUCUCCACUGCAUGCUGUUGUAUCCAGUGAAAGGUGUGCCAUGUAAAUGAUAGCAACAGUCCGUUCACUGCCAAAAUCUCUGUACUGCCAUCAUGUAACAUUCUGGGUAGGGACCAAACAUUUGAUGUGAAGAGUCACAAUUUUCUAUAAGCUGCCAGUGUUUGUCACUGAUAACAGCACAGCUAGGAUUGGGGGAUAUUGUCAAGAAAGCUCCUAAAAUAAAUUCAGGAGCCAAUCUCAGCUGACUGCAAGAGGUGGGGAACACCCUGAGCAUGUCUCAACUGUUAAUUCUCUUCAAGGCAGCGAUGAUGUUUUAGAGAGGCCAUAUUUUCAUUUUUUGUGAUACAAACAUUCUGUAAUAUUGAUGUAAAACUGUUUGAUCUUCUCAGUGCACUUCAGCUGAAAGUUAAUACAUGAUGUUAUGGAGUUAUCACCAUGCCCUCACUGUUGGUUCACACUGUAUGGUCCUGAGGUUAUGAGAGUUACAAAUUAAUUUUUGUGUUGUGUUGUUUUUCUUUACCGUUGGAGAAAUGUUUCUGUUGUUGCACGUCGAUGACUGCGAAUACAAGUCCUGCUCACCGCUCGUCUCCAGGGUAUUUAUUUUAUUUCUUAGUCUGUUUUGUGUUUUUUUUGCUUUUGCGCCGGCUGUAACGUUCCCUGAUUUGUAACAGUGUUGAAAGUGCAAUACAGCUCAGCAUUUCCUCUGUGAAGAUUUAGUUUGUUAUAAAGUUCAUAUUAAAGCAAACCAUUGGGACGCGGUGCUUCCUCUAAGUAAAUGUUUGUGAACCACAUCUUGUUAUUAAAAACCUUUUGUUGCUUUUGUUGUA